AUGGUGCAAGGUACUUUCAAGCGUCAAGUCGAAGUUGGUCGUGUUGUCCUCAUUAACUACGGUGCUGAUGCCGGUAAGUUGGCUGUCAUUAUUGACAUCGUUGACCACAACCGUGCUCUUAUCGAUGGUCCCACCACUGGUGUCACUCGUCAAGCCUUCCCCUUCCGUCGCAUGGUCUUGACUCCCCUCGUCCUCAAGGAUCUUCCUCGUGCUAUCGGUCAAACUGCUCUCAAGAAGGCUUUGGAGAAGAACGAUACCGUCAACGCUUGGAACAAGACUGCCUGGGCCAAGAAGCUCGAGCAACGCAAGACCCGUGCUGGUUUGUCUGAUUUCGAUCGUUUCAAGUUGUUGAAGUUGAAGAACCAACGUCGUUUCGCUGUCGGCUCUGCUGUUGCUGCUGCCAAGAAGCAAACUGCUUAA
Molecule: messenger RNA, 420 nt
Organism: Mucor velutinosus
Lineage: Eukaryota; Fungi; Mucoromycota; Mucoromycetes; Mucorales; Mucoraceae
Product: tRNA N(3)-methylcytidine methyltransferase
Exons: 3
Coding region: 1-420 (139 amino acids)
Biological process (GO): ribosomal large subunit biogenesis; translation
Cellular component (GO): cytosolic large ribosomal subunit; ribosome
Molecular function (GO): structural constituent of ribosome; RNA binding
Source: RefSeq, a predicted model, not a curated record